AUGUCUGCUUCCCAAAUUCCCAAUCUCAAUACGUUACGCGGCCCGCGCCUUCGGGGAAGAGGAAGGGGCGGUGGUCGAGGGGUACCCACCGGCUCCUCUGAUCAACAUUCAGGGGAUCAAGUGGUGCAGCAUACUGAUCAGGAUGCCACCGUCUCUCGACUUAGUGCUGUGGAACUGGGGUACAUCUCUGACCCCUUUGUGAAGCUGUUUGUGGCGGAGGGAGCACAGAGACGGUUCCCGAUUAUCAAUCGGGGCUCCUAUGUCCGUACCUCAGCUAUAGAUGUGCUGGUUGAUAGGUUCCUCAGGACUGAUCUCUCACGCCCUAAACAGCUUAUUUCUUUGGGGGCAGGCUCGGAUACCCGCUAUUUUCGUCUGGCUACAGCUUACCCCCAAACUCCCUUACUCUACCAUGAGCUUGACUUCUCCACCAACACAAAGCAGAAGAUUGCCACCAUCAAAGGUUCCGAUCUUCUACGCUCUUUAGUGGCUCAAGCCCAUGACGAUGACUCUGCUGUUCAAAUCUCAGAAGAUGGUACCGCUCUUCAUUCUAAAAGUUAUCAUGUUCACCCGAUAGACCUUCGUACACUGCGUCCACAAUACGAAGGAAGUACACCGCCACCCUCGCUGCCGGGGGUAGAUCCGCAUCUGCCCACUUUGCUUCUUUCUGAAUGUUGCCUCAUAUACCUUCCGCCAGUGUCGGCUGAUGCCGUCCUGAAGUAUUUUACAGAGUAUAUUUUCCCCAGGACAACUCCUCUUUCUUUGAUCUUAUACGAGCCUAUCAACCCUAGUGAUUCAUUUGGACGUGUUAUGGUAUCGAAUCUAGCAGCGAGAGGCAUAGUGCUGCAGACUCUGAAGAGGUACUCGAGCUUAGCUCUACAGAAGGAGCGCCUGCGCGUCAUGGGUUUCACAAGUGGCCAAGCAGCAGCUGAUGUAGAUUUUCUCUGGGAGAAAUGGAUCCCUGAAGAGGAGAAGGAGAGGAUAUCGCAAUUAGAAAUGCUGGACGAAUUAGAGGAAUGGACAAUGCUGGCUAGGCACUAUUGCGUAGCAUGGGGCUGGAGAGAUGGCGAAGAAGCUGACACACAAAGUGCAUUCAAUGGCUGGAAAAGCCUAGACGUACGGAGGACUGAAGCUCUUGUAUAA
Messenger RNA from Xylona heveae TC161, 1140 nucleotides. Its product is annotated as leucine carboxyl methyltransferase 1. The record is from RefSeq and is a predicted model, not a curated record. The transcript has 2 exons. Lineage: Eukaryota; Fungi; Ascomycota; Xylonomycetes; Xylonales; Xylonaceae. Gene Ontology annotation, biological process: C-terminal protein methylation. Gene Ontology annotation, molecular function: protein C-terminal leucine carboxyl O-methyltransferase activity. The coding region runs from base 1 to 1140 and encodes 379 amino acids.